AUGUCAAUUGAUCGUUAUCUUGCUGUUGUUCAUGCUGUUGAUUCCAUUGCAAAUUAUCGAACAAUAAAAAAUACGACAAUAUCUAUUAUAGCUCUUUGGUUAAUUGGUAUUUGUAUAUCUAUGAUUAUUGGUUCAUUAUUUACUGUCAUCAAAUUUGGAGGUGAUCAAUCACCUGUAUCUAUGUAUUGUCUUUUACGUUAUUUAAAAUUAGAUGCUGAUAAUAUAUCCAUAGUACAGAAUACAACUGUGUUGGAAACAAUGAAUUAUUCUAAAACUAAUUUUCUAUUAAAUAAUAAUAAUAAUAAUACAGAUACUAUAAGUAGUGAUGGUCCAACUCAAAUAUUACCUAUUGAAGCAAGUUUGUAUUGGCUUGGUUUUGUUAUAUUUCUAUAUGCACUUCCAUUAACAAUCAUUGUUAUUCUUUAUGGAUUAAUGUUAAAAUUUUUACGUGGAUCUCGUGGUCAAUCAGUUGGAAAAAGUAAACGACGUGCAACACGUAUGAUAUUAGCUGUUAUUUUAACUUAUGCAUUAUGUUGGUUUUUUAUGCAAUUAUUAUUUAUUUCAAAUGUUAUACUUUCACGAAAUACAAGUCAUACAUUUGCUACAUAUAUGGAUAUUUUAACAAUGUUUGCCAAUGUUUUUGCUUAUCUGAAUUCUUGUACAAAUCCAAUUCUUUAUGGUUUUAUGUCAAAAAAUUUUCGUUCAUCAUUUAUUGAUGUACUUUGUUGUCGAUAUUCAAAACGACGUCUUUGUGGACCUAAUCAUAGUACACGAAAUCGACGCAUGACAGAAAAUUAUAUAAAGAAUCUUGAUUCAAAAUAUCGAAAAGCUGAUUAUCAGAUACGAGCAUCAGUUGUUUCACAUUUAUCACAAUUAAGUCCAAUAGGUGGAAUGUCAAAUACAGGUGGUGGUACUGCUUUUUCUUCAUCAUCACGUCUUACAACAGAAUUAUUACCACAAUAUGAUCGACGAGAAUCAGCUAAUGACGAAAGUAAAUUAUCAAUAGAUAAUCAUAGUUCAUGUCAUAUUACAGUUGGAACACAAACAAAUACAUUAAAUAAACCACAUCGACGACGAAAACAUAGCGAUCGAGCACCAGUCGUAGCUUAUUGUUCAUUACCAUCACAAACUAUAUCAAAAACUACUGAGGUGCUAUGCACAUAG
Molecule: messenger RNA, 1164 nt
Organism: Rotaria sp. Silwood1
Lineage: Eukaryota; Metazoa; Rotifera; Eurotatoria; Philodinida; Philodinidae
Source: the annotation of a GenBank genome assembly